Vanessa tameamea is the source of this 2024-nucleotide messenger RNA. It is a transcript of the gene nmdyn-D7, whose product is annotated as nucleoside diphosphate kinase 7. Gene Ontology annotation, cellular component: centrosome. Gene Ontology annotation, molecular function: nucleoside diphosphate kinase activity. The transcript has 7 exons. The record is from RefSeq and is a predicted model, not a curated record. Gene Ontology annotation, biological process: UTP biosynthetic process; GTP biosynthetic process; CTP biosynthetic process. The coding region runs from base 365 to 1510 and encodes 381 amino acids. NCBI's taxonomy places the organism in Eukaryota, Metazoa, Arthropoda, Insecta, Lepidoptera, Nymphalidae.
GACUUUUGCUUGUUUACAUUUCGAAUAAUGUCCUUAAAUCUUAAAAUUAAGAUAUUUUAUACGUGACAUUGGCCGUAAUAACAAUAACGAACAUUUAUUGCUCAUCUAGCACCAGAUGCUUGAAAAAAGAAGAAAAGAUAAAAGUUGAAAUAUCCAUAACUUAAUCUUUUUUAAAAUUUAAAUAGUUAAUGCAAUAACUGACUAACAGACAACAGUAUAUAGAAAUAAAUUAAUUGUCAUAGUAACUAAGGCAUUAACUAACUUCGUUGAUCAAUAAAAAAACGUGUAUUAACAUAGAGAAGACAAUAUAUCUCUAACGAUAUCAUGAAAUAUAUUUAAAAAAUUUAAAACAGCCUUUUUGAAAAUGGAAGGCGCUUAUCGAGACAAAUUUUCAUUUAUCGGAGAAUGGUAUGAUAAUCAAGCUAGCCUGAUUCGUCGGUUCAAUGUAUUUUACUAUCCCACCGAUGAUACAAUAGAAAUGUAUGAUUUAAAAAACCGAAAAACUUUUCUUCGAAGAGUUAAAGUCCAUGGAGUAACUUUAGACAACUUUUAUAUUGGAUCUACUCUACAGAUUUUAGGAAGGUUGAUAAAAAUUGUUGAUUUCGCUUGUGAAGCUACAAGAACACAAUUGCACAAGGAUAUGGAAGUAACAUUUGCUAUGAUUAAGCCACUCCCGACUAAAAUAGCUGGAAAAAUAUUAACUCAUUUUUAUGAACAAGGUUUGAAGGUAACUAAGAUGAAAAAAGCUUUCCUUACUGCUGAAGAUAUUAAUUUUCUAUACAGAAAAGUAGUUUCGGAUCCAACAUUUCCAUUUCUUCUGGACUAUCUCUCUGGUCAACAAGUUUAUGGCUUGGAAUUGGUAGGAAAAGACUCUGUGUCGGCAUGUGUGAAAGUACUUGGCAAUAAAGAUCCAUUGAAAGCUGAACCUGGCACUAUAAGAGCUCUAUAUGGUACAGAUCCUGUAAGAAAUUGUGCCCAUGUGUCAACUAGCCCUGAGGAUGCACUAGAGGAUAUUGAUUAUUUUUUUCCACCACCAGCUUUACGAUCUGUCCGUCUUCGGUUAACAGCAACUCUGUCCAACUGCACAUUAUGCAUAGUAAAACCACAUGCAAUACGUGAAGGAAAGCUAGGAGCAGCAUUAGAAGUUAUUGAUGAUGGAGGGUUUAAUGUUACAGCAUUAAAUAUGUUUAUUGUGGAAAACAUUAAUGCUGCUGAAUUUUAUGAAGUGUACAAAGGAAUAGUCCAAGAGUACAAGGGUAUGGUCGAAGAGUUAUCUAGUGGUCCUUGCAUUGCUAUGGAAAUAGUUGCCAAAGACAAAAAUGUUAAUACUGCCGUGGAAUUUCGGAAGUUAGUUGGCCCAUCUGAUCCAGAGAUUGCCAGAUUAUUACGUCCACACACUUUAAGAGCGAAAUUUGGAAAGACAAAAGUGCAAAAUGCAAUACACUGCAGUGAUUUAGCUGAAGAUGGUUUAUUAGAAGUUGAGUAUUUUUUCAAAAUUUUGGAUCUUUAAAAGACUGAUUAGUUAUUGGUGAUCUGUGAUUGGAGUGCAUUUUUGUUUGUUAUCAAGCUGUUUGGCUCGUUACAUAUUUGAAUUUACUUGUAAAGCACUACAAAGAAUAGAGCAUGUUUCAUCAAGAAGACAAAUCAAGCUAGUUAAUUCUAUAAUAAUAGGUUAAUAUCAAAUAUCUGAAAUCAUUAAAUCCAUAAGUUUACACGGAUGCAUUUUAUAUAAGCAAAAUACUUCCAAUAGUUUUAAUAUUGAUAGCCAAAAUUCGAAACUAGCCAGCCACAAGUGGUAUUCACAUAUUAUAAUAGUAUAUACUUCUUGGACUACAUCGUAGACCAUUAUUUUUGUAUGAAAAGAAUAUGUUUACUUCAUAGUCAUUCUCAUAUGUGCUUCUUUGCACUAUAUUGUAUAAUAUUUGAGAUUCAAACCAAUGAAAUGUAACUUGAUUUGAUAAAAAGGAAGACUGAGUUUAUAUUUUUCUACACAUUUUAGUUUUUCCAUAAUAAAGAGCACUUCU